CUUCAACUUAGUUAACCCUUAUGGCGCAUGCGCAGAUUCCGCGCGCUAUCGCGUGCGUGCGGUGACUGCCAGGUCACGCCGCAAUCAUUUGACUGUCGCGUGAACUCGCCUGUUUCACCGCGUGUGCUGCGUUGCCGCCUAGCUGCCCCCCUUUCUAAAGUCCGCCAGAGAGACGACGCUGGUCUGGGAUGUCUCCUUCAGGUUGCCUUUUCGAGCAGAAACGCCCAUUUUCGACGAUCACGAUCGUCCGCAUUUGCGCCAUGAGAAAGGGAGUCCUGGAUUGAUGAAUGAUAGUGCAGUGAAGUGAUAAAACGGGUGUGCAGGGAAGGUUGGUGGGGAAGAUGGUGCUCAUAAGCCUUGACUCGGAUGGUGUGAGUGGACGUUGUAGUCGGCCCGUGGCUCAAAGGCGCACUCUUCGCUUAUGUCCACCGACACCUGGAGCAGCAUUUCCUUGGACAACUCAAUCCUGAAUUGCUCAUGGGUGAAUUUUCUAGAUGACUGCGUAGAUGUACUGUACAAGAUGUCCGCAUUUACCACAGCCAUGUCGAAUAAAUGGAAGGCUGUCCUUCUCCACCAUUUGACCGUGCGGUGUGAAAACCCGUAGUAGGACCUGUUUUGGUGGAAUUAGUGAAACGAUGUAGUCCUCUGUAUGGUAGUAUAAUCAUGUAUGUUGUGUACAAUAUGUGUUUUUUAUAGUAUGUGGAGUAUG
Molecule: messenger RNA, 709 nt
Organism: Geodia barretti
Lineage: Eukaryota; Metazoa; Porifera; Demospongiae; Tetractinellida; Geodiidae
Source: the annotation of a GenBank genome assembly